This is a messenger RNA of Ornithorhynchus anatinus (platypus), 1134 nucleotides long. RefSeq names its product spidroin-2-like. Lineage: Eukaryota; Metazoa; Chordata; Mammalia; Monotremata; Ornithorhynchidae. The record is from RefSeq and is a predicted model, not a curated record. The coding region runs from base 1 to 1134 and encodes 377 amino acids. The transcript has 2 exons.
AUGGGGAGCAUCGACCGGGGGAGCACGGGCUAUGGGGAGCAUCGACCGGGGGAGCACCGGCCGGAGGAGCACGGGCUGGGGGAGCACCAGCCGGGGGGACUGGCCCCGAGGGGGAGCACCGAGCAGGAGAGCACCGAGCAGGGGAGCAUCGGCAGGGGGAGCACGGGCUAUGGGGAGCACCGACCGGGGGAGCACCGACCGGAGGGGCACAGGCUGGGGGAGCACCGGCAGGGGAGCAUCGGCCGGGGGAGCACGAGCCGGGGGAGCACGGGACAGGGGGAGCAUCGACCGGGGGAGCACGGGCCGGGGGAGUACCGACUGGGGGGACUGGCCCCGAGGGGGAGCACCGGCCAGGGGAAAACUGACUGGGGGAGCAUCGACAGGUGGAGCAAAGGCCGGAGGAGCACCGACCGGGGGAGCAGGGGCCAGGGGGAGCACGGGCAGGGGGAGCACCGACCGGGGGAGCACGGGCCGGGGGGAUUGUCCCCGAGGGGGAGCACCGGCCAGGGGAAAACCGAUCGGGAGAGCAUCGACAGGUGGAGCACGGGCCGGGGGAGCACGGGCCGGGGGAGCACCGACCGGGGGAAAACCGUCCGGGGGAGCACCGCCCGGGGAAGCAGGAGCCACGGCCAAGGGAGAGGCGUCCGAGCGGGCGGAGGCCGAGCCUCCAGGCCCGACGCCGCCCGCGUUGAAAACGUCGGGGGCCGUCAGGCGGUCAGCCGAGGGAGGCGGCCAGGCGGCGGGACGGACGGAGCCCGGGAGCCGGGGCCACGGCAGCCGCAGCCCGCCCGGACCCAACGGCUCUACCGGCGCCCGCCAGCCCCGGAGCCCUCACCACACCCCAGGAGCCCCGGCCCCCACCGCUCCUCCCGGAGGAGCCUUGACUGGACCUCGAGGAGCCCCGACCGCUCCUCCAGGAGCCCGGACCCGCCCCGGAGGAGUCCCGUCCGGCCCCCGAGGAGUCCCGUCCUGCCUCCGAGGAGUCCUGUCCUGCCUCCGAGGAGCCCCGUCCUGCCUCCAGGAGCCCCGACCGGUCCCCAGGAGCCCCGACCGGUCCUCCAGGAGCCCCGACCGGUCCUCCAGAAGCCCCGACCGGCCUCCGGGAGCCCCGACCGGUCCUUGACGACCCCCUGA